Messenger RNA from Scleropages formosus (Asian bonytongue), 5031 nucleotides. RefSeq names its product SH3 domain and tetratricopeptide repeats 1 (gene sh3tc1). The record is from RefSeq and is a predicted model, not a curated record. The transcript is spliced from 17 exons. Lineage: Eukaryota; Metazoa; Chordata; Actinopteri; Osteoglossiformes; Osteoglossidae. Gene Ontology annotation, molecular function: protein binding. Bases 182 to 4708 code for a protein of 1508 amino acids.
GGAGUGGCAGGACCUCGGGGUUUGGUCCCGGGUUCCCAAGCGAGAGAAAGUUCACAGUCCUUCGCUUUUACUGAGCUGCGUGUGCGCGUGGUGCGCAGAGCGCGUGACACCGCGGCGAGGGACUGCGGCACGAGACGGGCGACGGGCUGAAACCCGGGGAGCAGGAGAAGCCGGCGUGGAAAUGUCGGAGCGCACGGAGCCGUCAAACGCGGCGGAGAAGCUUACCACCAUGAUGGAGGAGGUAAAGACCACGGAGAUACCAAACCCAGUGGAGAUACCAAACCACACUGAGAAGGUGAACAACGCAGAGGAGAUGAGCACUCCCGAGAUGCCAAACCCAGUGGAGAUGCCAGACCCAGUGGAGACACCAAACCACACGGACAGGGUGAAGAACAUGGAGGAGACAAGCACUCCUGAGAUACGAAACCCUGUGGAGAUACCAAACUCAAUGGCGAUAAACACCCUUGAGAUACCAAACACCAAACGGGAACUAAAGCCCAUGAAGAUGCCGAAACACACUGACAUAGAGUCAGAGGAAAGUGUAAACCCAGUAGAGACAUCAAACCCCAUGGAGAUACCAAACCACACCGACAGGGUAAACCCCACAGAGGAGGCAAACAACCCUGAGAUACCAGACUCCAUGGAGAAGGUAAAGCCCAUGGAGAUUCCCACCCACUUGGAUCAAGACCCACACCACGUGACCAGUGGUCUGAAUUCUCAGAAUGACAUGCAUAUAAAGAGGAGAGAAACAGGCGCACGCCUUUCCCUCACAGAGUGCAACUCGCCGAAAGAAGGAGUCGCCCCCAGAGGACCUGCAAAGGACCCCCCAGCUCCCCUGGAGGAGGGGUAUCCCACAGGUACCAGGUGGAAUAGGUUUCACUCGCCGCAUCCAUCUCCAGCCCCCAUGAAGACAGGAGUGCUGGUCACUAAUGGGGAGUCUUGGUCCACAGCGCUCCCGGUGCGCCUGGCUGCAGUGCGUGGCUCCAGGCGGCUUCCUGACCGUAAUCUGCAGGAAGUGCUGAGGGGGAAACUCCGCGGCCUGGAGGGGAGUGGUGCGGGGGUCGGAGCCCUCUUCUCGGAGCUGUGUGCACAGUUACUGUCCAUCAACAGUGAGGAAGACACCAUCUUUAUUACCUUUAAGACCUUUGAGGAGAUAUGGCGGUUCCGCACAUACCAUUCCAUGGGGUUCCUCUCACAGUGUUUGGAGAACCUGCUUCUGGACCAGGACUUCUGGUUGAGCUCCCCUGAGCAAGAGGAACCUGGAAUUGAGGUGCUGGUCCAAGAGGAGACUCUGAACCUCAUGUACAAAGGGAUUUUGAUGCAAGAAGGGUCAUUUUUUGGUCGCUGUACUGCAAGCCAGAUGUUCGACAGCUCCACAUCUGGCAGUGACCUGUACCUGGAGCAAGGAGACAUCGCGCUCUUCGAGCCGCCGUUCAAGGGCUCUGGGUGGACCGUGCAGUCUCUAGCAGAUGGAGCCCGGGGCACGAAAGCCAAAGCAGCUGUGGUGCCAGUCAGCCCCUUUCAGCAAUGGUUCCUGAAAUCGUGCAGCGAAAACAUCCUGGUCGGCAGCGGCAAAGCAGCCGCUAACUUCCCCUGUCAGUUCGUCGCAGGCUCCUGUGUGACGACCAGGCGAUGGGACGGUGGUGGACCAGAUGAACUCAGCUUUGAGUGUGGUGAGGAGAUCCAUGUGGUUGGUUUGCUGGCAUCCUGCUUUCAGUGGUUCUUGGGGAGACAUGAAGGGACUGGCAGCAUCGGGCUGGUCAGGACCAGUCUGGUCAAGCCCACAGACACCAACCAGUCAACUAACAUAUUUCUGGAUGAAGAAGAGAGGGGGCUGUUCAGUGUGAAAGAUGAGCAGACAAAAGCUGAUGCCAUUGCUCUGCUGAACAAAUCAACUCAACACCACAUGAGCAGCAUCUACAAACUGGACUUGACUGAAGAAACAGAGAAUCCAAACGGUGCACACCAGGCUGGCCUGCUCUUCAGCAUGGACUCCACUCCAGACCAUGAGGAGCUCAGAGGCAAAAUUGACAGGAUUCUGAAGGAACUUAAAAAUUCUGAUGUGGACAUUUUGCAAAGCAAGGCAACAGACCCUUCAUCAGGUGAGGAGGACAAGAAGGAACUGGAGCCGGAAGAAGAUGCGAGGCUCCCUUGCUUCACCAUAUCCAUUGGUGAGGACGGUGUUGACAGCUUCCUACCGCUGUUCUCAUUCCUGAACCACCGCAACUAUCAACCAAAGUUUGCCAGCCUGUACGGCUUCUCACUGGACUUGUUCCACUCGGCGUUUCAGGGCCAUGCCGAAGAGGAGGAGCUCGUGGCCUACCUGGCUUCUUCCCGGGAAGCAGCCCGCAGGAGGAGACUGUUCUGGGCCCAGAGCCGCAUCUGCUUCCUCUUGGCCAAGCUGUGCGCCUGCAGGGCCAAGUUCUCCCAGGCCCGGGUCUACCUUGAAGAGGCUCUCAGCAUACCCAAGGACACCUUCACGGACAUGCGCUUCCUGAUCGCCAUCCAUGCCAACCUGGCCAUCAUCUACCUCACGCAGAAGAACAUAGAGAAAUACUUUGAUUCAUGCGAGCGGGUUGCUGCUCUGCGGAUGGGGGUCCCACAGCACAUCUGCAGCACGGACAGGGAGCCCGAGGUGCUGCAUUACGUCCUGAAGAAGGCCAUCCUGGCAGGAAACAUUGCUGUUGAAGCCCGAGUCUGCUUCCUGAUGGCCCAGCUCUACCGCACUCUGGAGCAGACGCCAAACAUCGUGCCCUAUGUGGAGAGACUCCAGGCUUUGAUGGAGGAGCCGCCAGGGAGCGCCCACUUCAUACCCAGCCAUGGCUACCUGGCCCUGGGGAGGACCUACAGGGAGAGUGGACUCUCACACCUGGCAUUGAGUUCUGUGAGACGUGCUGCGUUGCACCCCUCAGCCACCCUUGCACACUGCCUGAGCAGUACCUGCUUUGUCUUGGAGAAUGUGCCGGGUGAGUCCAUCCCACUGCAGGUGGCGCCCUACCUGCGCAAGGCACUGGCACUCCUGGAGGGUGCAGGAGAGCAUGUGCUCCGCCAAGCCAUUUCCAUGUCUCUGUCCCACCUUCUGCAAGACUGUGGGCUGCUAGAUGACGCUCUCCGCUGUAUACACACGCUGCUGGAUGGUGGUUUGCCCUGCAGCAAGGCGGACAUGAUGCACGUCUUCGUCUCGUUAGCUUGGCUGCACAUCCACAACCGCCAACCACGGCAUGGACUCAUUGUGCUGGAGGCAGUGUUGUCUGCGACCCUUUGGAACUGCGCCACACCGCAGGAGGGUGCCGUCCACAACAUGCGUGCCAUUGCGCUUCAGCACGUCGGUGAUGUGAGGGAGGCAGCUGUCAGCUACCACACCGCCAUCGAGGUGUGCAAAGCACUCGACUUGCAGCACUGCUGGGCUGUAGCCCUGGCCAACCGUGGGCUGCUCUACCGGCGCGUAGGGGCCAAGUCGCUGGCCGAGAGAACCCUGCUAAGCUCCGUGAAGAUGUUCUCCACAUUGCAAGGUGAAGGACACAAGGAGAACUUCAUCGCUGUGCUCCUCGAGCUCGGCCAUUUGUGCGUCAGCCAGGGCCAGCUGGAGAACGGGAAGAUCUGCUACGAGUGGGCUCUCCUCACAGCCAUGGGUUCCAAUCGCCUCGACUGGCAGCUGCAGGCCUGCCAGCGCCUCUGCCAGCUUUACUGCACUACAUGCCCCGACACCACUCAGAGCAUCAUCUACAGCGAGCACCAGCUAGCCCUGGUGCGCAAAACUGCCAACCGGGGACAGGAAGGCGACAUCCUGGAGACCAUGAGCCAGCUCUACUUGAGCUUGGGGACAGAGAGGGCUUUCAAGACUGCCCUGGAAUACACGAAGUGCAGCCUCGGUAUCUUCAUCGACCUGCGCAGGAAGGAGAAGGAGGCAUACGCUUGGCUGCAGUCUGGAAACAUCUACCGCAUGCUGGGACAGGAUGAGCUUGUGGAUCUCUACAUUCAGGUAGCUCAGGAAACAGCUCUGAGCACAGGCAACACGCUCUUCGUUCUGGGGCUGCUGGAGGCCGCUGGAGACCUGUUCUUCAACAGCUCCCGAGACAGAGAAAAGGCUGUAUCCUUCUACAAGGACCGGGCCCUCCCCAUCGCAGAGCGCACCAAAAAUGCACCGACAAAGCUUCGACUCUGCAACAAACUGGGGGAACUACUCAUGCAGAUGCAGCUGCAUGCAGAGGCCUUGCCAUUCAUGCAGACUGCGUUGGACCUCAGCAUCGCUCUGGGGGAGCGCCUGAACGAGCGGGUAGCCUUCCACAGGCUGGGGGUGCUCUACCACCAGCUGGGCCAGUUUGAGUUGGCUGAACACUACUACCUGAAGGCCCUGUCGUUGUGCCCGGCGCCCCUGCAGUUCGACGAGGAGACCCUGUACUACGUGAGGGUGUACUUCACCCUUGGGGACAUCAUCUUCUAUGACCUGAAGGACCCGUACGAUGCUGCCGGGUACUAUCACUUGGCGUUAGCAGCCGCCAUGGACCUGGGCAAUAAGCGCGCUCAGCUGAAGCUCUGCACCCGCCUGGCCACCAUCUACCACAACUUUGUGGUAGACCGCGAGCGCUCGCUCUUCUUCUACCAGAGAGCGAGGGCCUUCGCUGCUGAGCUCCAUGUGCGCCGCAUCAACCUGUCACCCGAGCAGCACUACUGCAGCACGGCCCGCUACCGCAGUGGCCUGCACUAGGUGGUGCUGUCCCACCAGGCUCACAUGCAGCACCACUAUUCAUGUGUGAAGCAAUGGAAGGCCCAAACGAUCAAUGAAUGAUAGACUGACAGCGAAUACUGCAAGAAUCUUGACAUUCAGCAAUUUUUUUUUUAUUAAGUUUUGAUUCAGAACUGUUUUCUCAGAUUUAUGAAAUGGAAUAAAGGUAGGUAACUGCACACGUAGUGGAAAAAUUAAUAAAUUUGUUUUAAGGUAAAGGGGCACGGUGGACCAGCAGAUUUGACCGGGUCCUGCUCUCCGGUGGGUCUGGGGUUCAAGUCCUACUUGGGGUGCCUUGCGACAGA